Messenger RNA from Pomacea canaliculata, 4181 nucleotides. RefSeq names its product transmembrane channel-like protein 5. The record is from RefSeq and is a predicted model, not a curated record. Gene Ontology annotation, cellular component: plasma membrane. Lineage: Eukaryota; Metazoa; Mollusca; Gastropoda; Architaenioglossa; Ampullariidae. Gene Ontology annotation, molecular function: mechanosensitive monoatomic ion channel activity.
UUCCGGGAUCCCACGUACCCAGGACCCAGUGUAGGACCCAGUCCUUAAUUGCCGACUUCAAAGCAAUUUAAGUGCUGUCUUUUGUCUGGUCAUAAUUUAUUACUAGAGAGAAGGCGAACAAGAAAAAUGGACAGGAAUUACCACUACAGUGAAGAUGCUUAUAGAAGAGGACAUUCUGGGUAUCCCCAAAAUAUACCCAUGCAGCGCUUCAACCAAGAUUUCGCACAGGAAUCUUUGGAGAGGCCUAGUAGUGGUCUUAUAUCGGAAGUUCCUGCAGACUAUAAUGAACCUGAAGAAAGUCCCUUUCACAAGCCACAGACCUAUCAGCCAAAUGAACAGAUGGGAGGGAUGAUGAUACGUCCUGCAGACUAUCAUGACAGUCUUAUUGAACCAGACUACGGUCCCUCCCACAGGCCACAUGUCUAUCAGCCCAAGGAACAGGAGGGGCAGGCAAUGGCACAUCCUGCAGAAUAUCCUAAUAGCAUUGUCGGAUCCGACAACCAUCCAAACAGCAGGUUACAUGGUGUGUCACAAAGUGUUCCAAAGGAGCAAGGCCACCACAAUGCAGGCUUCAUUCGUCAUCCAUCUGUGAGGCAAAAGGAUCAUAUAGGCUCUUCUAGUGAAAGCUUCAGAGGGACACCAGAAGAGACAAAGCACUAUGACUACCUUGAUCUUGGAGCAGCCGGAAGUGAUGUGCAUGAUGGAGGUGCUAUGGAUGAUCUUUUGAAAAAUCUGCCAAGUCGCCAACUAGAGGCUCUGGGAGCCAUCAACAUGUCAAAAACAAUGCAUAGGAGGCACUCACGCAAGGCUACUCAUAUCCAUGGGACAGUGAGAUGGCAGAAAUCACCUAUUGAGAAUGAACAAAUUGACAGCAUUUUUCCACAAGAGUCAAUGGAUCCUGAGGAAGAAGAACAGGUUGAUGAGGCAAUACGUGGCAUGCCCACCACCAUGUCAAAUCGUCGCAAAAUAAAAAAUAGAGUCAGCCAGAAAAAGAAGAAAGCUCCAAGCAGUUGGAAGAGAAUGAAAUAUAGUUUUGGAAUGAGCUGGCAACACUUUAAGUACAGGGUGGCCAACUUGAUGUAUGCCUUGGAACUCUGGCGUCUACCCCUGAAGCAGAUUCAGGGGCACUUUGGCACUGGUGUCCUGUCCUACUUCCUGUUUCUUAAAUGGCUUCUUCUUAUCAACAUUCCCACUCUGCUGUGUACGCUCAGUUUUCUGGUUAUACCCCAAGUCCUAUACCGCUGGCUGGAACAAGAACCCAGGGGCUAUGCAAUGAAAAAUGGCACAGACUUCACAGGGAUUGAACUGUUGACGGGCUCUGGCUGGUUCACCAAUACAGAAAUGUAUUAUGGCUUUUACACAAAUGAGACCAUCAGUAUACAAUCAAACCGUCAGUAUGAUAUGAAACUUGCUUAUCUGUUCACCUGUGGAGGAUAUUACUUUUUGACACUGAUCAUCCUUGGACAAAGCAUCCUUCAGUCUUACAGGAAGUACUACAUUGAGACAAGUGGAACUUUCAGUCUCUACUACAUUAACAAAGUACUGGGAAGCUGGGACUAUGGCAUCACAUCUAGUGAGGGUGUUAAACUGAAGCAUCUCAGCUUUUAUAAUGAAAUCAAAGAAUACUUGGUUGGGACCAACAAGGAGACCAAGAAGAAAACAAGAAAAGAGUGGUGUCGGAUUUUCUGGUGGAGAGUACUGAUGAACAUAAUUGUGUUGGGUCUGGUCGCUGCAGCUGGCUAUCUCAUCUACUUCUUGUCUGAUGAGAGGAGUGAGUCUGAGAGGAACAGUAUAACACUGAUGAUACUACCUGUGUGUGUUGGAGUUUGCCAUCUUGUUCUUCCUGGCAUCUUCUCUGUCAUCUCCCAUUAUGAGCGCUAUGAUAAACCCAGAUAUGCACUGUACAUGGACCUCAUCAGAUCCAUGCUGUUACGGUCAGCUUUGCUGGGUGUCUUAGUGUACUUCUGGUACAGGAAAGUUGCGCUAAGAACAGAUCUUUCUACGUGCUGGGAGACAUUCAUUGGACAAGAAAUUUACCGUUUGGUUCUCAUUGACUUUCUAAUUGCUUUGGUGGGGACAUUCUUUUCAGAGUUUAUCAGAAGAUUGAUAGCUAAACGCGUGAAGCGACUUGGUGCUCCAGAGUUUUCCAUUGGACGCAACACACUUGAACUGAUCUAUUUGCAAGGCCUCUGCUGGGUGGGAACAUUUUUCUCCCCUCUCUUGCCAUUCAUGGUUGUUAUUGUGCUGAUUUUUGUAUUCUAUGUGAAAAAGAUCAGUGUGCUGCAGAACUGUGAACCAUCAGUUCGGCCAUGGCGUGCUGCACGGUCACACACAGUUUUUCUUGGAUUCUUAUUUGUCUUCUUUUUAUUUGCUACUGUCAGUGUUGCCUGUGGAAUCAUCUUCAUCAACCCCAGCAAAAAUUGUGGACCCUACAGAGGACAGGAUAUAAUGUAUGAUGUGGUGGUGGAGCUGGUGACCAUGUGGAAACAGCAGGCACCUGUCCUGGCUGACAUCAUCAGCUUCAUUUCAUCUCCAGGCUUUCUUUCUGCCAUCCUUGUCAUUUCUGUGCAUUAUUACAUACUAUGUUCGGAUUUUGGCGAUUGGGCGGAAGGAGACAGUUCGACGCUUGAAAGAGCAAGUGAUGUUGGAGGGGAAGGACAAGACAUUCCUGUUGAAGAAGCUGGAAGUGCUCAGUGGGAAAGGCCACCAAUCAAAGCCUGUUGGUCACCAGGCAACUUUUGGUGACACCGAUGUCAGAUCUCCAGGUGGUCGAAAUUUUGUGCGCAGUAGGGUGGCUGCAUCAGCUGCAGGAGUAAGUUAGCCAAGCUGAUAACUUGCAGAAAGCAACCUGUGAUAAUUGGCUAGUUGACUGCUGAAGGUCUUUCAAAUCAAAGUUUAUUGAUUGUUUAUGUCUGACUGCCAAAUGCAGUCACAUUCAUUCCUGAUAGCUGCUGAGCCAGCAUUUACUAUCUUGGAUUUAUUCCUGACAACAGUUAUCAAGUUCACUAUAAUCAGUUUUUCAUAGCACAGUACUGAAUUGAAUCUGUCACAAUCGAUACUUGAUUUUUGAAUAUUUAAAAGUUUUUCUUAGAGACAUCAUGGAUAGGUGCACAAUACAACUGAAUGUACAGAUAAUCUUAAAAGGAGUCUAAGAAACUGAUUUUUGAAAUUUCAUUUGUACUGGGCUAAUAAUAUACACAAGAUUUUGACAUAAAAUGCAGAAUGGGUAUGACUAGUACAGUUGAAGGGUCUGAUGCAUUUGGAGGCAGGAAGAAAGUGACUAGCUCACUUUCAUUUGUACAAGUAUUCAUGUUAAUUUUUGUUAAUGUUUGUACAAAAAGAGGGCAUACUUUUAUAUCAUAAUCCAGAGGCUUUUGCUGCUCAGUAAUCAAUGGCAUUUGGUUAUUAUUUAGAAGAUCAGUUCUGCAAGUAACAGUAGAACUCAUCUGUGGAAACUCAAAGCAGAAAAAUUGAAUGACAGAGGUAUUGUCAUUCGUACAUUUCAAAGCUGUAGAAAACACAUUCUGUUACCAUCCCAUAAGCAACCAGUGUACUUCAUACUAUAAAAGUUUAUUCACAGACUAACUUUUCCAUUUCAGUUUUUAGCUCUUUUAAAACUUGAGUAUAAAUUCUGAUCAACAAACAUUACAGGCAGCACAGAAUGUUUAGGUGUAAUAACUAUGAUCUGAAUUAGUUACAGUUGCAGAGUGUAAAGAAUUUUAAGAACACCUUGCCUUGGAGUUGCUUGUAGCAGAUUUACAUCUAUUUAAUUGGUGUUUACAAAACUCAACCAGUUUAUGUGGGGGUUCUAUUUCAAUGCUUCUUAUAAGGAUGUAACUUUUUAUAUGUAGCCUUUGAUGGUGUUUAUGAAUCAUAACUUUUCUUUUCCCAGCCAUGCUGCCUGAAUCUGUCCAUGUCCUAAAUGUUGGCUAAAACCGCACAAAAACUUACAAAACAUCACUAUUCAAUGAUCAGAAAUUUUUAUUGUUAAUUUUACACUUGGAAUAACUGAUUGAAUGGACAAUGAAAAUGACUAUUUUUUGCUUCUGAAUGACAUUGAACAACUGCUUCCUUGUUUAAAAUGAAUUCUAUGAAUAUGAAGAGGCAUAUCCUUUUUUGGAUUUUUUUGUCUAUACAACAUUUGUUGCCAAACCAAUUUGUAUUAAAGCAUUUCAAGUCUU